Messenger RNA from Mesitornis unicolor (brown roatelo), 4312 nucleotides. Its product is annotated as transcription initiation factor TFIID subunit 1-like. Gene Ontology annotation, cellular component: transcription factor TFIID complex. The record is from RefSeq and is a predicted model, not a curated record. Gene Ontology annotation, molecular function: histone acetyltransferase activity; RNA polymerase II general transcription initiation factor binding; TBP-class protein binding. The annotation marks the transcript as partial. NCBI's taxonomy places the organism in Eukaryota, Metazoa, Chordata, Aves, Mesitornithiformes, Mesitornithidae. The transcript is spliced from 27 exons. Gene Ontology annotation, biological process: transcription by RNA polymerase II; RNA polymerase II preinitiation complex assembly.
GUUAAGAGCACGGAUGAUGCUGUUGAUUAUUCAGAUAUUAAUGAAGUGGCGGAAGAUGAGAGCCGUAGGUAUAAGCAGGCAAUGGGCAGCCUGCAGCCAGUUCGAAGACAAGAUGAAGAUGAGGAUGAUUACGACGCUGACUGUGAAGAUAUUGAUUCCAAGUUGAUGCCACCACCGCCACCACCUCCGGUACCUGUAAAGAAAGAAGAUGAAAAGGAUGCAGCUGCCACUGUAUCAGAAGAUGGAGACGGUAUCAUUUUGCCCUCCAUCAUUGCUCCUUCCUCUGCUGCCUCCGACAAGGUGGAUUUCAGCAGCAGCUCUGAUUCUGAGUCAGAGAUGGGACCUCAAGAAGCCAGGCAGGCAGAAUCCAAGGAAGGCAAACUCACACUUCCUCUUGCAGGAAUCAUGCAGCAAGAUGCUACCAAACAGUUGCCAAGUGUUACAGAGCUCUUCCCGGAAUUUCGACCAGGCAAGGUGCUGCGUUUCCUGCGUCUCUUUGGCCCUGGAAAGAAUGUCCCAUCGGUUUGGCGUAGCGCCCGAAGGAAACGCAAGAAGAAACAUCGGGAGUUGGCCCAAGAAGUGCAGAUACAGGAGGGUGAAGUUGUAGUUCAGAGUGGAAUGGAAGGAAAAUCUCCUUGGGAAUAUGAGUUUGCUGCUCCUCCUCCUCCUGAGCAGUGCCUUUCAGAUGAUGAGAUUACCAUGAUGGCCCCUGUGGAAUCGAAGUUUUCCCAGUCAACUGGUGAUACAGACAAAGUGACAGAUACAAAGCCUAAAGUGGCAGAAUGGCGCUAUGGCCCAGCACAACUCUGGUACGAUAUGCUGGGGAUCCCCGAAGAUGGCAGUGGAUUUGAUUAUGGUUUCAAGCUGAAAGAGAAGGACAAGGACCAGGAGGUUAAAGGACGCACAGAUGAGAGGGAUGCAGGGUUGAUGGAUGAGAAGGAUGAUCUGCUGGCUGAUGAGCACUUCCUCAUGGUGACACAGCUCCAAUGGGAGGAUGACGUUAUCUGGAAUGGAGAAGAUGUCAAGCACAAAGGAACUAAGACACAGCGGGCAAGUUUGGCAGGCUGGCUGCCAUCCAGCAUGACUAGAAAUGCCACUGCAUACAAUGCCCAACAAGGUUUGAACCGCAGCGGCUCUUUGCUCAAUCCACCAAUUCCACUAGCACAGAAACCAAAUGUAGCAGGAGUCCUAGGUAUGGCCAAGGGCAAAGAAAAGCAGGCUCCUGAACAGCAAGUUUCCCUGGAUGAAGACAAGCCCUGGUACUCUAUUUUCCCAAUUGACAAUGAAGAGUUGGUAUAUGGCCGUUGGGAAGACAAUAUCAUCUGGGAUGAUCAGGCAAUGGAAACCUACUUGGAUCCCCCUGUAUUGACACUUGAUCCCAAUGAUGAAAACAUCAUUCUAGAAAUUCCUGAUGAAAAGGAAGAGAUGACUUUGAACUCUCCAUCCAAAGAGAACAAGAAAGAAUCUUCUUUGAAGAAGAGUCGAAUCCUGUUAGGAAAAACAGGUGUCAUCAAGGAAGAACCACAGCAGAACAUGUCUCAGCCAGAGGUGAAGGACCCCUGGAACCUCUCCAAUGAUGAGUUUUACUACCCCAAACAGCAGGGACUUCGAGGAACCUUUGGAGGCAACAUCAUUCAGCACUCUAUCCCAGCAGUGGAACUUCGCCAGCCAUUCUUUCCCACCCAUAUGGGUCCUAUGAAGCUCCGACAGUUUCAUCGGCCUCCCCUGAAGAAAUACUCCUUUGGUGCCUUGUCCCAGCCAGGGCCCCAUGCUGUGCAACCUCUGCUGAAGCACAUCAAAAAGAAGGCCAAGAUGAGAGAGCAGGAGCGCCAGGCUUCUGGCGGGGGUGAGAUGUUCUUCAUGCGCACACCACAGGACCUGACUGGCAAAGAUGGAGAUCUCAUCCUUGCCGAAUACAGUGAGGAAAAUGCCCCUUUAAUGAUGCAGGUUGGCAUGGCAACAAAGAUUAAAAAUUACUACAAAAGGAAACCCGGCAAAGAUCCAGGAGCUCCGGACUGUAAAUAUGGAGAGACUGUUUAUUGUCACACUUCUCCGUUCCUGGGUUCCCUGCAUCCAGGCCAGUUACUGCAGGCAUUUGAAAACAACCUUUUCCGGGCUCCUAUCUAUUUACAUAAGAUGCCUGAAACGGACUUCCUGAUUAUUCGGACACGACAAGGCUAUUAUGUUCGAGAAUUAGUGGAUAUUUUUGUAGUUGGUCAGGAGUGCCCGCUUUAUGAAGUCCCUGGUCCCAACUCGAAACGAGCUAACACCCAUAUCAGAGAUUUUCUGCAGGUUUUUAUUUAUCGCCUCUUCUGGAAAAGCCGGGACCGUCCUCGGAGAAUUCGCAUGGAGGAUAUCAAGAAGGCCUUUCCCUCACACUCAGAGAGUAGCAUCCGGAAGCGGCUGAAGCUCUGCGCUGAUUUCAAACGCACAGGGAUGGACUCAAACUGGUGGGUUUUAAAGCCAGAUUUCAGAUUGCCGACAGAGGAAGAGAUCAGAGCAAUGGUAUCCCCAGAACAGUGCUGUGCUUAUUACAGCAUGAUUGCGGCUGAGCAGCGGCUGAAGGAUGCAGGUUACGGGGAGAAAUCUUUCUUUGCACCAGAAGAGGAGAACGAAGAGGAUUUCCAAAUGAAGAUUGAUGAUGAGGUGCGCACAGCUCCGUGGAAUACCACCCGAGCCUUCAUUGCUGCUAUGAAGGGCAAGUGCCUCCUGGAAGUGACUGGUGUAGCAGACCCUACCGGUUGUGGUGAAGGAUUUUCUUAUGUGAAGAUUCCAAACAAACCAACUCAGCAGAAGGAUGAUAAAGAACCUCAGCCAGUGAAAAAGACAGUGACUGGGACAGACGCUGAUCUGCGCCGGCUUUCUCUCAAAAAUGCCAAACAGCUUCUGCGUAAAUUUGGAGUGCCUGAAGAGGAGAUCAAGAAGCUGUCCCGGUGGGAAGUGAUCGAUGUGGUUCGUACGAUGUCUACAGAGCAGGCUCGUUCAGGCGAAGGUCCCAUGAGCAAAUUUGCACGUGGGUCUCGGUUUUCUGUAGCAGAGCAUCAGGAGAGAUACAAAGAAGAGUGUCAGCGCAUCUUCGAUUUACAAAAUAAGGUUCUGGAAUCCACUGAGAUCCUGUCAACAGACACAGAUAGCAGCUCAGCCGAAGACAGUGACUUUGAAGAGAUGGGAAAGAAUAUCGAGAACAUGUUACAGAACAAGAAAACGAGUUCUCAGCUCUCUCGGGAAAGAGAAGAGCAGGAACGGAAGGAAUUGCAAAGGAUGCUUCUGGGAGAAGACAGUGGCAAUGACAAAGAGAGGGGCAAAAAGGACAGGAGAGACAAAAAGGGGCUGUCAUCAGCUUCAGGAGCCUCAGCAAACUCUCACAAAGACGAUGACACUGCCUCUGUAACCAGCCUUAAUUCCUCUGCCACUGGCCGCCGCCUCAAAAUUUAUCGCACGUUUAGAGAUGAGGAUGGGAAAGAAUACGUGAGGUGCGAGACAGUUCGGAAGCCUGCUGUUAUCGAUGCCUACUGCCGCAUACGGACUACCAAGGAUGAAGAGUUCAUACGAAAGUUUGCUCUGUUUGACGAACAGCACCGGGAGGAGAUGCGGAAAGAGCGCCGCAGGAUCCAGGAACAAUUACGGCGCUUAAAACGGAACCAGGAAAAAGAGAAACUCAAGGGCCCUCCAGAAAAGAAGCCCAAGAAAAUGAAAGAGCGUCCAGACUUGAAACUAAAAUGUGGAGCAUGUGGUGCAAUUGGCCAUAUGAGGACUAAUAAGUUCUGCCCUCUUUACUACCAAACAAAUGCCCCACCUUCUAACCCUGUCGCAAUGACAGAGGAGCAGGAGGAAGAGCUGGAAAAAACAGUCAUUCACAACGAUAACGAAGAACUCAUCAAAGUAGAAGGAACAAAAAUUGUACUGGGAAAACAACUGAUUGAGAGUGCAGAUGAGGUUCGCAGGAAAUCACUGGUCUUGAAGUUUCCUAAACAGCAGCUUCCUCCAAAGAAGAAGCGACGAGUGGGGACAACCGUUCACUGCGAUUACCUGAAUCGUCCUCAUAAAUCUAUCCACCGAAGGCGAACAGAUCCCAUGGUGACACUGUCGUCUAUCUUGGAGGGCAUCAUCAAUGACAUAAGGGAUCUUCCUAAUACAUACCCCUUUCAUACACCUGUGAAUCCAAAAGUUGUCAAAGAUUACUAUAAGAUUAUUACCCGGCCCAUGGAUUUACAGACUCUGCGUGAAAACGUUCGCAAGCGGCAGUACCCGUCCCGAGAAGAGUUCAGAGAACAUCUGGAAUUAAUUGUGAAGAACAGUGCAACAUACAAUG